AACAUCUACUUACUACGCACGAAGGACUCCUCUACCAGUCAUGACUGUUCUGAGGCUAGCCUCAUGUGUCAUUGGUGUUUAUGCCAUGUUUCUGUUAUGGGCCAUCGCACAAGAACGACUUUCUGUACCGUUCGACACCAUUGAUGGCACGAGUUCGGACAAGUUUAAAUCGGCACUUUUCUUAGGAAUCUGCCAGAGCACUUUGAGUUCCAUAUCCGCACUGCUAUACAUCUUCUUUCGCCGAAAGUCUGGUGAAUCCAUCUACACGCUCCUUGGACUUGUUCCCCGUCCAUCCCCAAAAAGUUCAUCGAAAACUAACGGUUCCUCCAACACCAAGGUAUACAAAAACGGACACUCUCAAGCACAAGCACCCAAGGAAGAAAAAGACUCCAAGCAAGGCGGCGAUUCUUCUUGGCGGUCACAGCUCCUCCUUCGAUACCUCCAAUGCUCCGUUUUCAUCACGUGUGCGGCGCCCUUCGGUUUUGCUGCUCUAUCCUACAUCACUUAUCCAGCCAUGGUCCUCGGCAAAUCUUGUAAACUUGUACCAGUCAUGCUUAUGAACAUCGUCCUUUACCGUCGACGCUUCUCUCCGCAUAAAUACCUUGUAGUCGCAAUGGUCACCGUCGGAAUAACGGUCUUCAUGGGCCUGGGUAGCGAGAAGCCCUCUAAAAGCACACACAAGUCCACGGGACAGGGCGAGCUAACUCCAUAUGCAAAUGCGAUUGGUAUAGGCUACUUACUCAUCAACCUUGCGUUGGACGGCGCCGUUAAUUCCACUCAGGACGAGGUUUUUUCGCGGUACAAAGUCACUGGGCAGCAGAUGAUGUUCUGGAUCAAUCUUUUCUGCACCCUCCUAAGCAUCUGCUUAGCUGCAUUACCCCUUCCCUAUAUACCCGUCCUUCACCCUACCGCCGGCGGUCAAUCAGAGUUUAUGGCUGCUUUAUCGUUUAUCAGGUCACAUCCGUCGGUGGUUCUACCUCUAGCCCAGUUUUCUCUCACAGGUGCAUUGGGUCAACUGUUUAUCUUUGAAACUUUGCAACACUUUGGCUCGUUGACGCUGGUGACAAUUACGUUAACACGAAAGAUGUUCACUAUGCUUCUUUCUGUUGCCGUUUAUAAUCAUAAACUCACACCUGGCCAAUGGCUUGGCACGGCCAUAGUCUUUGCGGGAAUAUCUGUGGAGGCUUUCGUGAAACGCAAAGAUGUUCACAUUAAAAAGGUUACUCAAGAGAAAGAAAAGGCGAAAAUCAAAUCACUGUAGACUUCAAUGUAUAUCCAUAAUCUUAUCAUACCCAGGAAUGCAACAGAACAAAGCUAAAUAGCAGGUACAAGGAAGAACGCACGGAUCAAGAAAUUAAAAGUUAAUACGUUGCCACAGUCAGGAGAGAUGGACCUCACAACCUCAUUACGACUCCAUUGCAUCCAUUGCACUUACAUCGAACGACUCAUCCCGCAUUAAUACCCGUUUUCGAUCGUCCUCCCUGUAAAUCAUACAUGCUUAGACUAUAAAUUAACUAUACAGCAUAGAGUGAAUGUUUACCGAUCAUUGUCUUCCUCGUCUUCAUCAGAUCGUUUCCUUCUCGAUAUCACUCGCUGGUUGUUUGGGAAGUUAGCAAGAGCAAGAUUUGCCCUGUAUAUGGAUUCGUAUUCCUAUCAUGUGAUGUCAAUCGAGACCUCGAUGUGAUUCAAAAGUGGCUCACUUUUAUUUGUGUCAAAAAUCCGCCAUUUGGAGAUAUGCAAUACCGUCUGUUUUGUACUAGGUGCAAUGCGUCCUCCCAUGAUAGGUGAUAAUGUUGCAUCACGAACAUCACGACAAACGCGGGAGAUAGGCUGAUUCCACCUAGAAUUAUGAUUGGUGCGAUGGUAUCGUACUGGUAUCGUGCCUGCACCGUAUGUCACUU
Serpula lacrymans var. lacrymans S7.9 is the source of this 1901-nucleotide messenger RNA. RefSeq lists its product as uncharacterized. Gene Ontology annotation, molecular function: UDP-glucose transmembrane transporter activity; UDP-galactose transmembrane transporter activity. The transcript has 6 exons. Bases 41 to 1261 code for a protein of 406 amino acids. Gene Ontology annotation, cellular component: Golgi membrane; endoplasmic reticulum membrane. Gene Ontology annotation, biological process: UDP-galactose transmembrane transport. Lineage: Eukaryota; Fungi; Basidiomycota; Agaricomycetes; Boletales; Serpulaceae. The record is from RefSeq and is a predicted model, not a curated record.